GCAGCGAAGAAGUGAAAGUAGUCCACCGUAGGCCAUAGACUGUGGGAGGGAAGGUACAGAGUAUAGAGAGAGCAAGCAAAAGAGAGAAUAAGAAAGCGGACGCCGGACGCCAUUUCAUGAAAAUUUGAAGAAUGGCGGAGGAGGCGAUUCUAGGGUACCUGCAACAUAACCAAGAAAUCUCCGACUCUGGUCGGUUCGCUGCCGAACACGGAAUCGAUCACGACGAGAUCGUCAAUGUCGUCAAGAGCCUCAAUGGUUUCAGAUACGUCGAUGCUCAGGACAUUAAAAGGGAGACAUGGAUUCUUACCGAGGAGGGAAAGGCAUAUGCUUCUGCUGGAUCACCCGAAGUGCAUCUUUUCCUCGCCAUACCACCCGGGGGUAUCGCAAAGGAAGAAUUGCAGAAAAAGCUUGAUCCAUCAGUUUACAAAAUAGGUUGUGCCCAGGCUGCCAAAAAUAAAUGGGUAGAAAUGGGGAAACUAGUAACCAGAAAGGUCCAACAUGUGGAUGAUAAGGUCAAAGCUUUGCUUCUGCAAAUAGAAGAAGGAAAGGUUGUUGGCCAAGAUGAUAUUAAGGCUCUCAAAGCUCGAAAGCUUAUUGCUCCACAGACAUGGAAGGGCUACUCAGUGAAAAAGGGUCCUAAUUAUGCUCCGAAGAGAAAGAAAGUUGCUACAGAUUUGACUCGAGAUAAUCUACAGAGAGGUGACUGGAAGGAGUUAGAGUUCAAGGAGUAUAACUUCACUGCUAAAGGUUUACCUGUGGAAAGUGGUCAUCUUCAUCCACUGCUCAAGGUACGAAAACAGUUGAAGGAUAUUUUUUGUCAGAUGGGGUUUGAGGAGAUGCCUACAAACAAAUUUGUUGAGAGCAGCUUCUGGAAUUUUGAUGCCCUUUUCCAGCCGCAACAGCAUCCUGCCCGUGAUUCACACGAUACAUUCUUCUUAGAAGCUCCUUCGACUACAAAAGAAUUGCCGGAAGAUUAUGUUGAUCGGGUGAAGAAUGUUCAUGAGUCUGGUGGUUAUGGUUCUAGGGGAUAUGGAUAUGAUUGGAAAAGAGAGGAAGCAAACAAAAACCUUCUCCGAACUCACACAACUGCUGUUUCCUCCAGGAUGCUUUAUGCGCUAGCACAGAAACCAUUUGUCCCCAAAAAGUACUUCUCUAUAGAUCGUGUUUUCAGAAAUGAAGCAGUUGAUAGAACUCAUCUUGCAGAGUUCCACCAGAUAGAAGGCCUCAUAUGUGAUCGAGGGCUCACCCUUGGUGACUUAAUAGGAGUCUUGAAUGACUUUUUCUCACGUCUUGGCAUGUCUAAGUUGCGUUUCAAGCCUGCUUAUAAUCCAUAUACAGAACCCAGCAUGGAGAUUUUCAGUUAUCAUGAAGGUUUUGGAAAGUGGGUAGAGGUUGGAAAUUCCGGCAUGUUUAGACCAGAAAUGUUGCUUCCUAUGGGACUUCCUGCAGAUGUUAGUGUUAUUGCAUGGGGCCUUUCCCUUGAAAGACCGACCAUGAUUCUAUAUGGGAUUGAUAACAUUCGGGAUCUCUUUGGACCCAAGGUGGAUAUUGGUCUCAUCAAGAAAAACCCGAUAUGUCGGCUUGGAAUUUAGUUUACGAGAUCUGCUGGUGUAAAAUUUUCCAUUUAUUCUACAACUACUGUCCCUUUUUGAGAAGAACUGGGACACCAUAUUGAGUGCCUUCAUGUUAAGGCGCCACUAGUUUCUUUGGUGCAAAAUGUCAUGGAAAUCCUAUUUAAAACUCUGAAAACAAAUAGAUCAAAUAUGUAUUAAAAUGCCAUCCGUGGUUAUUUUUUGUUAAACAAAUUUUAUCCUUGGUUAAUUGAUAAGUUGUCAAACUUUAUUGUUGUUGA
Molecule: messenger RNA, 1852 nt
Organism: Ziziphus jujuba (common jujube)
Lineage: Eukaryota; Viridiplantae; Streptophyta; Magnoliopsida; Rosales; Rhamnaceae
Product: phenylalanine--tRNA ligase alpha subunit, cytoplasmic
Exons: 18
Coding region: 132-1592 (486 amino acids)
Biological process (GO): phenylalanyl-tRNA aminoacylation
Cellular component (GO): phenylalanine-tRNA ligase complex; cytosol; cytoplasm
Molecular function (GO): ATP binding; tRNA binding; phenylalanine-tRNA ligase activity
Source: RefSeq, a predicted model, not a curated record